Molecule: messenger RNA, 970 nt
Organism: Magallana angulata
Lineage: Eukaryota; Metazoa; Mollusca; Bivalvia; Ostreida; Ostreidae
Product: wnt inhibitory factor 1-like
Exons: 8
Coding region: 275-970 (231 amino acids)
Biological process (GO): anatomical structure development
Cellular component (GO): extracellular region; cell surface
Molecular function (GO): signaling receptor binding
Source: RefSeq, a predicted model, not a curated record
CAGGAAAGCGUUACUCGCGUGUUGACAGCCUAUAACCCUAACUGUAAAAUUUCUGUAAUACUGACGAAUAUUUCAUUACUAAAGGAUUCACGUAAUAUAGUUUACAAUAUUUGGAAAUAACUUCGUUUACACUUAGAAAAACAUGAAUGUAAAAAGGAUGUUUUAGUGCUAAAGAAAUAUGUCGCAACAUCUGUUGUGAACCAGGAGGAGGGUAGCGACCAACGUGCACGUGCUCCUUCUUUCACCAGAGACAGUUUUGUAAUUUUAGAACACUAUGACAUCAGUCAUCUUCAGCCGGCUUCUCUUCUUACUAAGCAUAUGUGUUUUGCCAUCUUUUGAGUAUACGUGUACUUUAAACUCCUGUAAAAAUGGUGGUUCCUGCUUGGAGGGAAAAUGUGUAUGUCCUGAGGGGUAUUUCGGUGAAAAUUGUGAAGACGAAUGUGAUGGACCGGAUACUUGUUACAAUCACGGCGCAUGCCUAGGUACUCCCCGGAAGUGUAUUUGUGAUGUAGGAUACCAACUUACUGGUUACUACGGUAACCAUUGCGAAGAUUCCUGUGAUCCCAAUCUGAAUGGAACAUGUGGAUUUGCGGGCACUUGUUCGGGAAUUCCAAAAAGGUGUAUCUGUAAGCCAGGUUUUUAUGGCACCUGGUGCUCAGCAUGCAUGGAUAACAGUCAUUGCAAAAAUGGCGGUUUGUGUGAGAUUGAUGGAAACUGCAAAUGUAGAAAGUUUGAUCCCGAAAUAACAGGUGUCCAUUGCGAAGAGGUAUGUAAUAAAGACUCAGACUGUAUGAAUUUAGGGAUGUGUUUGCCAAACAAAACUUGUAAAUGCAAGGCGAAUUUUGAUGACGGAUUUCGAUGCAUUUCAUCAGAUGCAGUUAUUCUUAAAAUGGGAUGGAGGGUACUCUUUUGUAUAAUGUUUGCAAUAAAAACAUUUAAAUACUUGUUGUGUUUAGUUCUAAAUUUCUAA